GUAGUUACAUAGCUUGCUUUCUCCUUUCCUUCCUUUCUCUUUUUCUCUCUUUCUCUGUUCGAUUGUCUCUUGCAUGCCAUCGAUUCUAUAAUUAUGCUCCGCCGUCGUUUGGCCAAGGACGGCGCGUCCGAGCCGUCCGACGCCCGCGAUGUCUCCCAAUCGCAUUCCGAGUCGCAGUCGCAGUCGCAGUCGCCGCCUCCCAAGCCCAAGAAAGAGUCCUUCGUCACAAAACCUCGGAGUAAACGCCGCAAUGGGCUGAUCUUCGUCUUGGGUGGCCUGUUCGGUGUCCUUGUGGCUGUUCUCUUCGCCAAUCAACAGGAUGUGAUCAAUCUAGAUAGCUUGAUGGAUUUGAAUCUUGAGUCGUUGAUGGAUGUCAUGCCCCAGGGAUUACUGUCCGAUGUGAGGGAGUUUACGCAACAUGAACGCGACACGGUCAGCUACGAUUCGUUCUCCGUCGGCCUUCACCUCCAAGCCGAGGGCGUCCACGCCAAACACCCCAUCGUCAUGAUCCCCGGUGUCAUCUCUACUGGUCUCGAGAGCUGGGGUACCGAUGCCAACUCCCGCCAAUACUUCCGUCGCAGGCUCUGGGGCAGUUGGAGCAUGAUGCGCGCGCUGGUUCUCGACAAGACUGAGUGGAAGAACCACAUCAUGCUGGACAAGGACACCGGCCUGGACCCCCCUGGCAUCAAACUCCGCGCGGCACAGGGCUUCGAUGCCACGGACUUCUUCAUCACGGGAUACUGGAUCUGGAAUAAGAUCCUCGAGAACCUCGCGACCAUCGGCUACGACCCGACUAAUGCCUUCACCGCCGCUUACGACUGGCGUCUCUCAUACCCGAACCUCGAGAUUCGUGACCAGUACUUCAGCCGGCUGAAAUCCUACAUCGAGACGGCCGUCCAGGUCGGCGGGGAGAAGGUCACCAUCGCGUCCCACAGUAUGGGCUCGCAGGUGGUUAUGUAUUUCCUCAAAUGGGUCGAGCACCCCGACCACGGCGGCGGCGGCAGCGACUGGGUCAACAACCACAUCGCCAACUGGAUUAACAUCAGUGGAUGCAUGCUCGGGGCUGUCAAGGGCCUCACCGCUGUCCUGUCCGGCGAGAUGCGCGACACGGCUCAACUCAACGCGUUCGCCGUCUACGGCCUGGAAAAGUUCCUCUCCAAGGAAGAACGCGCCGAGAUCUUCCGCGCCAUGCCUGGCAUCAGCAGCAUGCUUCCUAAGGGUGGCGAAGCCGUCUGGGGCAAUGCCACCUGGGCACCCGACGACCUACCGGACCAGCACCAGUCCUACGGCACGGUGCUCAACUUCCGCGAGAGCAACUCCACCCGCACCAGCAAGAACCUCACUGUUCCUGAAAGUCUCUCCUACCUCCUGGACGAGUCCGAGACUUGGUACCGCGACCAAGUGCUGAGCAGCUACUCGCACGGCGUCGCUCACACAGCGAAGGAGGUUGAAGAGAACGAAAACAACCCCCGCACAUGGCUCAACCCGCUCGAAGCCCGUCUCCCGCUCGCGCCGGACCUAAAGAUCUACUGCUUCUACGGUGUUGGAAAGCCUACUGAACGCAGCUACUUCUACCAAGAAGAACUAAACCCUCUGGUGAAUCUGAACAUCAGCAUCGACACCACCGUGACCAAUGGCGACGGUGUUGACCAUGGCGUCCUCAUGGGCGAGGGCGACGGGACCGUCAACCUCCUAAGCACAGGCUACAUGUGCGCCAAGGGCUGGCGCAUGAAGCGGUAUAAUCCCGCCGGCGUCAAAAUCAAGGUCUUUGAGAUGCCGCAUGAACCGGAUCGGUUCUCGCCCCGUGGUGGGCCAAACACAGGCGACCACGUCGACAUUCUCGGCCGCGCCUCCCUCAAUGAUCUCAUCCUCCGCGUCGCAGGCGGCCAAGGCGACCAAAUCGAGGAGACCUUUGUCUCCCGAAUCAAGGAAUAUGCGGACCGAGUGCAGAUUACUGAUGAUGAAUGAAUAUGAUGAUGUGAAAUGAUCAGUGUGUGAGUAUGAUUAGAUUUAGAUUGGGAAUUCAUUUCUCCUUUUGUUUUCCCAAUGCUCUCUAUUUCUUAUCUCUUACCGUACAUAUAUACUAUACACUAUGCAGUACUUUCCAUACGCGAGAUGUGCCUUUGGCCUUCAUAUUUUUUUAUGCUUAGAUCUGAGGAUUUCCUUUUCUUCUCUUUCUGUGAACUUGGUGGGAAGGGAGGAGCUGUCUAAUAGAGUGGUGGCGGUUGUCGUCUUUAUCUUAGAUCUAAUAUUAAUGCUGGAUUAUAUCUGGCAAAGUGGC
Molecule: messenger RNA, 2281 nt
Organism: Aspergillus sclerotioniger CBS 115572
Lineage: Eukaryota; Fungi; Ascomycota; Eurotiomycetes; Eurotiales; Aspergillaceae
Product: phospholipid:diacylglycerol acyltransferase
Exons: 3
Coding region: 94-1968 (624 amino acids)
Biological process (GO): triglyceride biosynthetic process; lipid storage
Cellular component (GO): perinuclear endoplasmic reticulum; cytoplasm
Molecular function (GO): phospholipid:diacylglycerol acyltransferase activity
Source: RefSeq, a predicted model, not a curated record